Molecule: messenger RNA, 1094 nt
Organism: Folsomia candida
Lineage: Eukaryota; Metazoa; Arthropoda; Collembola; Entomobryomorpha; Isotomidae
Exons: 4
Coding region: 329-919 (196 amino acids)
Source: RefSeq, a predicted model, not a curated record
CUCAAAAUCUCAUCUCUCGCUCUCUCUCUCUCUCGCCACUGACUUGACUUACUUCUUUAUUACUAUAUUUUGGCUUUCUAUGUGGUAUUCUAGCUUUAGUCCAGCUCCAUAUUUUCGUUGCGUUGCGAGUGAAAGUAUUGAUUUUUGCUAAAUAUUACACAUUGCCAAUUGCUGCAUGGCAUGACAUACCUACGAAAAUGGUAUCACACCACCGCAUCAUCAUUCUUCUCUCCGCUAGGCACACACAAGGUGUUAUUACUUUUCACCUGGAGCCACUUUUUUUGCAAUGUGCAGAUUUCCGUAAUUUUUUUGCGAAUUUAGACUUAAAAUGUGUUCAGUACUGUAUUGGUGCUUCCCUCCGCAUCUUCCAGGCUUUGUGGAGGCUGGACUGCACUGUAUUUACACGGGAUUCUUCAUCAUUGAAGCGGCCACGUAUGGGCUUCACUUGGAGCAGAAGUUUCACGGCGUUUUGCAAAUACUCCUCGUAAACUUUUACAUCGUUCUGCUAUGCAUCCUCUUCAUCCGGUGGCACAUCAGUAGGAGGAGUUUGGGCUGUCACCUCUUCAUCUCGCUGGCUUCCUGUACCCUGACGGUGUUCAUUGGUCAGAUGAUUCUCAUGUACUUGGACCACAUGGAGAAGGGCGGGGGCGGAAAUCCGCAGCCUCCCGAUCCCCUCAAGAUGGACUUCAUCGUGCUGAUUUUGGACAUUUGUUUCUACGCGAUGAUCACCUCGUCGUACAUCAUUCUCCUCGUGCAGAUCUCAAUCCAGGUGAAUCGGUCGGUGAGGCAGGUGCUGUAUGGGGAGCAGAGGUCGGGUGAAGAGUGGAGCGAGGAGGACCCCGAGCUUACCGGGACGACGACCACGACGACAAGCGUGGUCACUUUUGAAGACGAGGCAGGAUAUUUGACAAGAUUUUAAGAAAGCGGGGAGAAAUGAAGAGUACAAUUUUUGAAGACAUGAAUUCGUUCUUGAUGAUUUUUUAGACUUGAUAACCCAUCGUCAAAAUUGACACAUUUUUAUUAAUUUCUCAGCUCUGGGAAUUUAUUUUAAAAUUCUGGACGACAAAUUUGCAGCCAGUGAGUUAAUUAAUGGA